UUGCUUUGUAAGUUCACACAACCCACUCAACUCCUCCCUUUCAACUCACAGCUGGUUAUCGUUAAACAGUCACUCAGAAUAGUCUAGUGCAGACACCACGUAAAGGAAACGUACACUAUCACUACACACUAUCAGCGUAAAUGACUUCAAAAAAGUGUACAGAUGGGAAAUUCUGGAAUUCUGCUCUGCAUCAAUGUCAGCCAUGUAAGACUAAAUAUAACAUCCAAGCAGGUUACGAAUUUACUGAAAACUGCGGGUGGUCCGACGAGCAACACCAAGUCGGCUUAUCUCACAGAGCUUGCAGGGAUGGAACAUUUAACGACGGACAUCACAUUAAGUGCCAAAACUGUCACCCUUGCAUGACGACACAGUUUAUAGCAUGCAGCACCGAAUUUGACACCAUCUGCUGUAAACAAAGUGAACAGGUUUUCAAUGGAAAAUGCAUCCCUCAGCCGUUGCCGACCACAGUAAUAACAACUGUGAUGAGUAGUACUUCCUUAAUAACUACCUCUGUUGGCAGCUUAAGUAGGCCUACCUCUCCAACACCCCAUCAAAGUUUGCCUCAAACCCCCUCUCAAAAACCCUCUCAAAACCCCUCUCAAACCCCCACUCAAAACCCUUCUGCCAUAGAUUUGACAGGGAUCUAUGUAUUUUUAGGGAUUUUAUCCACUCUCACUCUGCUAUGUCUGUUCUUGGUUAUCAAGAGGAGGAGGACGACUAAAAAUUUGAAUGAAGAAUUUCAAAAAUGUUGUAAUGGAGCUGAUCAGGAAAGCCUGUCCAAAAAGGGAAUUGACAGAUAUGAACCGACCUCAGUCUCAUACAACAUAAUCAAAGAAAGCGACAAUAAUGAUCAUAUGACUGGAUCAGGAUCUGGAUCGUAUCUGUUAGCUCCUGAGGUCCAGGGUAAGCCUUUGAAAACCGUGCUGAACAACCUGGAUGUUCUUGAGGAUCUCGUGCUGGUAUUAGACCCGGACAUCUCUGGCGCUAAGAAUACACGUCACCUUGCUGCUCAGUGCUCUUUUUCCUUUGCCUGGAUCAAUUAUGCAUAUUCCAUGAAGGAUCACAAAAGUCCCCUUGUCGCUGUUUUGGAGGGUGUCGUCACCAAGAACCCAGACUGGACCGUCGGACACCUCGCUGAGCUGUUAACAACUAUCGGUCGCAACGAUGCCGUGGAGAUUUUGGCAAAGCUCCCUGCUGGUGUUGAAGAAUAAUUAAUGUGGUAUUUUAAGAAAACAAAACAGUAUUGUAUUGUUUAAAGGUGGGAUAAGCUAUAUUUCAAAAACACUGCUGGCCAAGUACACCUCUAACAAUGACGCUAAACACCACAUUCUCCAUCGGUCGUCAGUGCGCAGUGGUUUGAAAUGGCUUACCCCACCUUUAACACACUCUCAGUGCAAUUUGUAAUUAUUUCACACUUUGAUGAAAUCAUAAAACAGUUUUACUGAUAAUGAUUCUGUGGUGAAGUAAAAUACUACAGAAAAAACUAAUGUAAUUUCUACAUGAAAAAGUUAGUUCAGGCAAGAAAACAAAUUAAAUGCUAUAUAUUAGUACUCAAUUCAAGAUGGGAGAAAUUAAAGCUUAAAUAUCAAUGAUAUAAAACCUACUUAACUUUUCUUAUGCUGGUGUUCCCAGCAUAAUUGUCAUAGUUGUCAUGAAUAAUUAAUAAGGUUAAUUUUUUUUUUGCUGUUUUCCAGCUGUAUUUACAUUGUUUUAUCACUGCUUUUGUUAGGUUUAGUAACUUGCGAUUUUGUGAGAUCUGGAGUUCGUUUUCUACUCACAAUGACACAUUCAUGCUCAAAAAUAAUCUAUCGAAUGUUACCGCAAGUAUUGAAGUCUCUGAUAGCAUAAUAAUCAGCAUAUUUAAAGCAUAUACCUCAAAAGCAUGGUUUAAUUCAAUGUUAUAUUAUUUGAGUAAAAAGUUAAUUUUGUUAAAUUUACUAAUUUAAUUUCACUAAUAAAUAUUUACUUAAUUCCUUUAUGAAUGUUAAGUUCAACAGUAAGUAGAUUUUACUUGAUAAUAACAGUUACGUUGUACCAAGCAGUAGCAGUAAAAUUUACUUAAAAUGUGAAAAAGUUUUUUUUCUCUCCAGUGUAUAUAGAUUGUUAUAUUUUUUGCACAUUUAACUCCAGUAUUCAAAGACAUACAAUGUUUGUACGUGAUGCAUUGUAUGUGAACAGUAGUUUUGACUGAAAAUGACGUACAUAGUAUAAUGAGUAACAGAUGUGUAACCAAGGGUUCAUAUGGAAGCUUUUACAAUCAAACAAGAAAGGAAAUCCCCCACCCCUCCCCCUCCCUAUCCCCUUCUAGUUUCCGAAAUAUUCACUCUAGAAAUCUCCGUUUCACUCCAAUUUAUCAUGCCAAUUAAUAUUUCACAUUUUGGCUUUUUAUUAAAUUACUAUUCCAAUUCCUAAAAUAGAGUCCUUUAAAAAGCAUUAUAGAUAUAGUGAAUGUGAUCGAAUUGUUGGCAAACAAAUAUUUCAAGUUUUGACAUUGUUCAUUUCUUGACAGGAUUUGGCCACAAGCAAUAUAUUUAGUUAUUAGUGGUGCACAAUUGAUGCUUUUGUAAAGACCACAAUAAAUCUUGAACUUUGUUCAAACAUUUUACAUCUUUAUUAAGCAAAAACAUUAUAAAUAAAAAAAAAGUGCAUAGAAAAAUUAAACAGGUUUAGAAAUAUGUAUACAACUAUUUACAAACUUAGGGGUCGUUUGUACAAGGUAGCAAAGACUUUUUUUAUUUUUUUUAUUCAUUUUUUAAUUUUUAAGUCUUUCAACACAACGUUGUUGUUGUUGUUUUUUAAAAUAACCAACACAGACAGAUUUUUCUUUUCCCAAAAAGCUCUGGGAUACACAUCAUCACAGGAGGUCCUGACUAGUGCUUUGCAUCCUUCAUUGCACACAAGCCAACUCUGCAUGACAGAACAGACCAAGCAAAUCUAGUUUUGCAUUAGUAUUACUUGACGUUGUCUGAACAGCUUGAGGUAGAAUCCUUGCAAGUCUGGGGUGGUUUGAUUAAAAUCUGAGAUCCACUAAAUUUCAGGUUCUUGAUGGAGAUGUCCACCUCACACAAAACGCACGAAACGAAGAAAAAGAAGGAGACGAUAACAUGAUUUAGGAGAAGAGAACUGCUCCUUUGAGGAAGCCAAAUAAAAGCAGACACAUAAAACAAACAGCUGGCUCAAAACAUCACCUUGUAUAAAAGGCCACGUUGCAAGAACUCAUCCUCAAUGUUCAAGUUAAAAAAGGAAAGAAAAUGGAGAAAAGGUUUAAAAGAACAAAAAGAAAACCCUGAAGAAAACUCUGAUAAGACCUUGGUCACAUACAAAAAGCACAGACCUAUGGGUAUAAACUGCCAUAAAGACAAACAGGAAUAAAUAGAACGCUCCUACAGUCCGAACAAUCUUUUAUACGAUGAACGAUGGCACCAGCUUGAUUUUACCUACAUGAAGAUGAUAAACAACUCCAAAUCUUUCAGGGAAAAUUAAGGUGCCGAGUGCCACCAUCUGCUGAAAAACUUUCAAUAACUCUUCUAUAAAUAUAUAUAGAUUCUGUAAGUCAACAGUAUACAUCGGUCCUACAUCUAUAGGACACUUUAAGCAAGUAAAUGUAGAGCUCCAAUUGUAUGUGCAAUUGUGGCAAAAAAUGAUUUUAUUGCAGGAAAAAUCCACGAUGUCAUCACACCUUUAAAAGCUGUGACGCAAUGAGGAUGCGGUUAGUCACGAUUAGCUUAAGUAGUGUCCUCUACUACACGAUGAAAAGAAACACCAAUAUACUUCUAUGUUCUCCAGGCAUGAUUUUGUUUCGACACAAGGCUCUCAAGAGGUAUAAAAAAAAAAAAAAAAAGCACAAA
Messenger RNA from Ctenopharyngodon idella (grass carp), 3848 nucleotides. It is a transcript of the gene igflr1, whose product is annotated as IGF-like family receptor 1. The record is from RefSeq and is a predicted model, not a curated record. Lineage: Eukaryota; Metazoa; Chordata; Actinopteri; Cypriniformes; Xenocyprididae. The transcript has 7 exons. The coding region runs from base 141 to 1211 and encodes 356 amino acids. Gene Ontology annotation, molecular function: protein binding.